AUGUAUAUUAGUGAGUCAUUCGCUUUUCGGGGCCUUGAACAAUUUGAUUUGUCGAGAAUUGUUGAUAUCGACGAGCUACUUGAUAUGAUCGAAAGUUAUUGUCAACUACGGAACUUACAAUUGGACAUUGAGAAGAACAAAGAUAAUUUUAAAACGUCCAUUCUCAAUACACGAGUUGAAAUGAAUCAAUCAAAAUUUUUCCCUUGUACGUGUACUAUAGAUCUAGUUGACCAAUAUUUAUGUCCUCAAACCGAUGUUGUUUUUGAUUUAGAUACUCUAUUAGGACCUGUUUACGCUACCAGAGGCAUAAAACGAAAACAUCAAGAAGUACCAUCGGAUACUGAGAGUAAUGUUUUAGAUGUAUAUGAUGAUGAGCAAGACGAAUUGUGGGAGUCAACUUCGGGAUCUUCUGCUAAAAGGGAUAGAAAUAAAACAAAGAAUGGUAUUGUUUCUCCAAGAGAAGAAUUACUACGCAAGUUUCUGCACAUCAAGGAUGAAUACCAUAUUACAGAUUCAGCCAUCAGAGCUAUGCAUGCGUUUUUUAAAGAGACAAAAGAAUCUUUCUAUUCGAUAUCAGAAAUUGAACGAGUACAAAAGAAGGCUAAUAAAAAUAUUCCUUUAGAAUAUACAAAAGAUUCAGCGUAUGUUCCGUUCGAAUUUGCUCUACGAGCUGCUGUGUUCGUUGCCAUUAAAUUUCGACCUGAUCUGUUGAAAUUGAACCAUCUUUCAUUUCGUUUAAAUAUGGACGGUACUCUUAUGGGUAACAAACAUGUUGUAGCUAUAUCUGUUAACUGUGUUGACGGAGGACUCUGCUGUCAGACAGCUAAAAAGCUAGUACCUGUUGGUAUUUUUUAG
Molecule: messenger RNA, 855 nt
Organism: Rotaria socialis
Lineage: Eukaryota; Metazoa; Rotifera; Eurotatoria; Philodinida; Philodinidae
Source: the annotation of a GenBank genome assembly